GGCAAUACGGACUUUCAGCUCCCUCCAAAGAUUUUGACGGGUCGUUGUCAUGCUGGAAGACCCAGCCACGACCCAUCUUCAAUGCUCUUACUGAGGGAAGGAGGUUGUUGGCCAAGAUCUCGCAAUGCAUGGCCCCAUCCAUCCUCCCCUCAAUACGGUGCAGUCUCAUCAGACCCUGGCCAACCCCCCCACUGGCAGUCUGAGCACGGUUAGGUGUAAAAACGGCCACGGCCACAUGGCCUAGUGUGAGUGCACCCUCAUGACUUGUGUAACGUAACAUCCAAUCAGCGUUCGACAGGUGUCGGUGUCGGAUUGACUCGGCUGCCAGAUCAACCGGGGACCUUGAUGCGCACCCCAACCCACACCGGUACCCUACUACCCACACCGGACUGGAUUCCUUUCACGCCGGUUGAUAGACGUGCCAGGCGUGAGCUAAAUAACGGCUAUAGAGUUUACUGUGGGUCAAAUGGAUUUGGUUUGCAGAGGGGACAAUCUACAUGACAGCAGCAGUAGCACAGAAAAUGGAAACGUCAAUGCCCCCCGGGCCGUCAGUGAUCCCUCGCUGAUUGCCCGUCGUACCCUGCCAUACAUGGUGGACGAGGAGAAGACCUGCCGACCCACACCUUACUGUAGCUCUGUCCAGAAACAGAUCACGCCAUGCAUGAGACAAGUCCUGGCAAUGUGGAUGUUACGGGUUUGUGAGGAAGAGUUGUGCGAGGAACAGGUCUUUCCACUGGCCAUCAGUUACCUGGAUAUUUAUUUGAGCCGUAUCCCCACGGAAAAGGACCAUUUGCAACUCUUGGGAUCCGUUUGCAUGUUCCUGGCUUCCAAAUACCGGGACACUGUUCCACUCGGUGCCAGCAAGCUCUGCCUCUACACAGACAACUCAAUAUCACUCUCAGAAAUCGUGCAGUUGGAAGUCGCGCUGAUCUCGGUCCUGGGAUGGGAGCUGGCCACUGUGUCACCCAGUGAUUUCCUAGAGCCCAUCCUGCAGGCUCUCCCGUUUGCUGCUUCCCUCGACCUCAAGUCCGUGCUCUGCCAUCUUCACUCCUUUAUAUACCUGGCAGCCGUUGAGAACCAGUUUGUGUUGUUCCAUCCCUCCACCAUUGCAUGUGCCUGUGUGGGGAUUGCCAUGCAAAGACUGACACUCCUCCAAGACAGGUUCUCCUGUGAUUCACUUUUGCAGCACUUGGCCGAACUUUUGGCCAUUGAUCUGGACUCCAUUCAGCACUGCUACCGUGCUCUGGAGAGCAAAGUGGUGCUCAGACUGCUCGCAGGCCGGGGCAGCCCCCGGCUUAGCGUCCCCCAGCCAGCCAGCAAGCCAGCCAGCCAGCCAGCCAGCCCACAGCUUAGCGUCCCCCAGGCAGCCAGCCCCAACCCCACUGACAUUCAGGAUGUUCUGCUAACACCUGUGGCUUAGACAGGUGGCUUGUCUGAAGGCCCCUUUAUGGCCAUGUGCAAGGCUAGAGUUAAGCUUGAAAAUGAUCAAACACAAUGAAUUAAAACUAAAUGGCUCUGUUGGCUGAAGGCCCCUUUUUACAGCGUAAUCCUAACGUGCAAUGUUUGAUGAAAGAGGUGUAAGGUUUAUUGCUAGGCUGUUUAAAUAUUCUGAAUAAUCUAUUUAAUGCAUACUAUUAAAUGCAACACUUGGAAAAAUG
Messenger RNA from Gadus morhua (Atlantic cod), 1658 nucleotides. It is a transcript of the gene ccnd3, whose product is annotated as cyclin D3. The transcript has 6 exons. NCBI's taxonomy places the organism in Eukaryota, Metazoa, Chordata, Actinopteri, Gadiformes, Gadidae. The record is from RefSeq and is a predicted model, not a curated record. The coding region runs from base 467 to 1420 and encodes 317 amino acids.